This is a messenger RNA of Linum tenue, 939 nucleotides long. NCBI's taxonomy places the organism in Eukaryota, Viridiplantae, Streptophyta, Magnoliopsida, Malpighiales, Linaceae. The record is from the annotation of a GenBank genome assembly.
AUGGCUCCCAACAACCCUCAGCUUCAUCAUGUUGUUGUGUUCAACAACAAAGGAUUCCGCAACCCUGCUACCUAUGCUACGUACCUCAAUCGGUUUCGUGAUAGACCCAUCUAUCCAUCUCUCUCCAUUCAGUCGUCUACCUUCAACAAGUAUGACAUGGACCUCCCUUUUCUCAUACGCAAUCUGGGAUGGGAGUCCAUGUUUGAACAUCAAAGGUUCAGCCAUUGUCCUGAAGCUGUCAGGUUGUUCUAUGUCAACAUCAAACGAGGGCGUGGUGUUGAACCCUCCUUGUUUACCACUAAGGUAUUCAAUCACGAGAUCACGAUCACCCCUGCUCUCCUUGCUAGUUUCCUUUCUCUUCCUCACUCAGGACAUCAAACUGGUUUUAAUGGUGAGUUUGAAGAUCUUGGGUUCGAUUAUCACAUGGCCCUGAAUGUCUUUACUCGUGACACUGGUCGUCACUACCCCAACAUGCUUUCAGCCGGACGGCUACCAAAUGAUCUUAAGGUCUUCCACUUCUUCAUUACCCGUUGUUUCCUUCCUCGUGACCUUUCUAGUGCUGAGUUCCUUCACCCAUCCGAUCUUUGGAUCAUCUCUAAUGCAAAAGCAGGCAAGCGUAUUAGCUAUGCUUCCCUGGUCUUUGCUCAUAUGCUCUGCUUUGGUGAUGGCAGUUACAAUGGGAAACUUCCCUUUGGUCCUAUUAUCACCCGCCUUCUUCAUAGGCUGGGCAUUGACUUGCGAGACAAGGUUACGGUCUGCGAUGUACUUGAUGAUAUCUGCCCAAAUCACAUCCUUAAUCAUCUGGAUAUGGAUGUGGGCCGCCGUAAGCCUGUCGCCGGCUCAGGGGGGAGACGUGGGCCAUUUUAUGUUAAACCUUUACAUGCUGGUCAAUGCCUUGGUAGAUGCGGCAGCAGUGGCAGUGGAGAAGGAAAUCAAUAA